CUCACCCGGUGCUGAUUCAGGGUGUGACAGAGAGAGAGAGAGAAACACCUCAGGAACGCUCACUAAAAAGUGAAAGGACAGACUGGACAGCUUGAUGGUGGUAAUAAGCUAAACUAAACAGACACAAACCGAGGACGAGAUGGAAUUACGACUGGGAUGGAGGAUCACCCUGGUCUUGGUCAUCCUCGCCUUGACUCUUUCCGGAGAGACGGUGGAAGCACAGAGGGCAGGAUGUAAGAAUGUCCACUAUGACUUAGCGUUCAUCCUUGAUACCUCGUCCAGUGUUGGAAGAGAGAACUUUGAGAAGAUCCGACAAUGGGUGUCCAAUAUUGUCGACUCUUUCGAUGUGGCACCAGACAAGACCAGAGUAGCCGUGGUUCGCUACAGCGACACGCCCACCACUGAGUUCACUUUGAGCAAACACAGGUCCCUGGAGGAUGUGAAGCGAGCUGCCAGUGAAAUAGUUUACCGGGGGGGAAAUACAAUGACCGGGGACGCUAUCAGCUACACCACCAACAACAUCUUCACGGAGCGAAACGGAGCCAGACCGAAAGCCAGAGGCAUCCAGAGGGUGGCCAUCCUUCUCACAGAUGGUCUGAGCCAGGAUUACGUUUUGGAGCCCUCCAAAGCCGCUGCUAAAGCCGGCAUCAGAAUGUUCGCCGUGGGGAUCGGAGAGGCGUUGAAGGUGGAGCUGGAGGAGAUCGCGGCCGAGCCAAAGAACGCCCACGUCUUCUAUGUGACGGACUUCAAUGCCAUCGACAAGAUCAGAGGCAGGCUGAGGAGGAGGCUUUGUGAGA
This is a messenger RNA of Notothenia coriiceps (black rockcod), 797 nucleotides long. RefSeq names its product collagen alpha-1(XXII) chain-like. NCBI's taxonomy places the organism in Eukaryota, Metazoa, Chordata, Actinopteri, Perciformes, Nototheniidae. The annotation marks the transcript as partial. The transcript is spliced from 3 exons. The record is from RefSeq and is a predicted model, not a curated record.